CCAGAAACCGCGGCCCGAUACGGCCGGCCAGCUGCCGAUACAGCCGGGUCGCCCCCGCCCCGCCGCCGCCGCCGCCGCCGCCGCAGCCCUAUCGGAUCGAGAGGUCAAGAUUUGUCGGAGGCAGCCUGACGAUGACGUCCACCGCCGGGGAGACUCCAAAACUCCUCCCCUUCGCUGCCCUGCGAAAUGCCACAUCGGUCAUACAGUCGCCCAUCAGCUCCACGUCUCGGUCCUUGUACCGGCCCUCUCAGCCGCCCCCUGACGUGGCGCCGCAGCACGACGGCUGGCCGGUCAUGGACGCUGCCCACCCGGCUGGUCCCAGCGAGCUGCAGCCGCUGACCGCGUCGCCGCCGUCGGACGCCGGGUGCCUUCUGCCGCCGCCGCCGCCGGGCACACCGCCGGCCAUGUGCCUGCUGACGCCCAUGGAGCCGUCGCCGCCGCCGCUGCUGCCGCUGAGCACCGUGCUGCCGCCGGCUGCCAGCGCGGGCGCCGUGCCCUGCUCCCUCAGCGAACACCAGCAGAAGGUGUCCAUGUCUCGACGUCAGGACCAGUCCUGUCACAACUGCCAGACCAUGAACACGUCUCUGUGGCGGCGGGACGCCAACGGCAACACGGUCUGCAACGCCUGCGGUCUGUUCGCCAAGCUGCACGGACACAACCGACCGCUCAGCAUGCGAAAAGACGAGAUCCAGGUGAGCUCCACAGUCCACGCCAAGCUGCACGGACACAACCGACCGCUCAGCAUGCGAAAAGACGAAAUUCAGGCGUAA
Molecule: messenger RNA, 770 nt
Organism: Amphibalanus amphitrite
Lineage: Eukaryota; Metazoa; Arthropoda; Thecostraca; Balanomorpha; Balanidae
Product: GATA-binding factor 3-like
Exons: 6
Coding region: 132-770 (212 amino acids)
Biological process (GO): negative regulation of transcription by RNA polymerase II; positive regulation of transcription by RNA polymerase II
Molecular function (GO): RNA polymerase II cis-regulatory region sequence-specific DNA binding; zinc ion binding; DNA-binding transcription factor activity, RNA polymerase II-specific
Source: RefSeq, a predicted model, not a curated record